UUGGCAGGCCUGAUGUUUGUGUUCAGGUAAUACUGAUAGGCCAUGCUCAGUGUAAGCCCUAGGCCUGAGCCUGUACAAGAGCCUUGCCACUAGGGGGUAAUUCAAGUCUGGCUUUCAGGCUUGGGUCAGUUUCACUGACAAAGUCUACUUGAGGAGUCUUGAAAGCUGGAUCAGACGUUCAAUCUAUUUCCCUGCAAGCAACCUUAUUUGGAGCUUGAGUUACUGCAGACUCUGCUCUUCUGGAGGUAGCCCUACAUUUGCUUCUGAACUCCACUUGUUCCAAGAAAAUGCUGGUGAAAGAAUAUCGGAUCCCCUUACCCCUUACUGUUGAUGAGUACAGAAUAGCUCAACUUUACAUGAUCGCAAAGAAAAGUAGAUUGGCUUCCACGGGUGUAGGGAGUGGAGUAGAGAUUCUUGUCAAUGAACCAUACACUGAUGGGCCUGGAGGCAGCGGCCAGUACACACACAAGCUUUACCAUAUUGGCUCACAUUUGCCUGGUUGGCUGAAAAGCUUGCUGCCACGUUCAGCUCUCACUGUAGAAGAAGAGGCAUGGAAUGCCUAUCCCUACACAAAGACUCGAUAUAAGUGCCCUUUUGUGGAGCGCUUUGUCAUGGAACUUGAGACUCGCUACUUUAAUGACAAUGGGUUUCAAGACAAUGUGUUUGGUCUCUCAUCAAAGGAGCUCCAAGAACGUGAAGUUGAUUUCAUUGAUAUUGUGAAGGAUCAGCUGGCUAGCUCAGACUACAUCCAAGAGGAGGAUCCACGUUAUUACAUCUCAAAGACAACAGGACGUGGUCCUCUCAGUGAGAACUGGAUUGAAGAGUAUUGGAAUGCAUGUCGAGGGAAGAAGACACCUUUGGCAGAUGGGAAAGCCAUAAUGUGUGCAUAUAAGCUCUGCCGAGUGGAGUUCCGCUACUGGGGCAUGCAAAGCAAGAUUGAACGUUUCAUCCAUGACAUUGCUCUUCGGAAGACAAUGGUGCCAGCUCACAAGCAGGCCUGGUCCUGGCAGGAUGAGUGGUAUGGAAAGACAAUAGAAGAAAUCCGUCUCUUUGAGCAAGAAACACAGGAGAUAUUGGCUUCCAAGAUGGCAGGUGCAAAUGAAGGUGACUCUCCUCAAUCGCCUGAUAAAGAAUUUCCACCCCCAAUCCCAGAAGCCAAGGAAACAUUGUCUCUUGAGGAGUUCAGCGAAACUAGAAGCCUGACCAAGUGGAGUUCCAUGGAACUCAUCCCAGAAGAUGAGGAAGACUCCCCACGGAUACAAGAUGCAAACCAGGAACUGUCAACAAAGACAUCAGAUGUGGUUACAUUCCGAGGUGCUUUUGAAAGUGUUGUGAGGCAGUAUUAUCCCUCGCUGUUGGGUCGUGUGGCCCAUCGACUUGUCCCCUGCCCUCCUAUUUGUGCUGAAGCCCUUGCUGUCUUUACCAGCUUGAGCCCAUACAGUUUUGAUGCAUAUCCAUCUCAAGGAGAUGGAGGGUUCCCAGUGACUCAUGACUCAGUCCCCAUUGGAGCCAUUCCACUCUUCGCAAUCACUUCACCAGACUACUGGGAUUCUGUCAGCAAGACAAUCACUCUUGCCAAUCAAGUCUACCAAGACUUUCUCAAAUCUGAAGAAGGUUACGGACAGCCAACUGGGACGACUGGACUUCGAAGUGACCGACUUUUUCCUGUUUGGAUCUCCGCUAGCAGGAGUUCUGGCCUAUCGGAAGAUGCACGCCCUGCUGUGCAACAGGUGUACAAUAUGUUCCAUGCAAUCAAUCCAUUGGCUGGGCGACUUGAGCCGUUGCUGUCAACCCGGUUUGCCUUCAUUCCCCCUGUCAGUGUCCCUCGCUAUCAAAAGCAUCCAUUAGGCGAUGGUUUCUCCUAUCACCUUUGUGAAAGGAAAACUGCAAAGGUUUGGUAUAAUAUCUUACUCGUGUGUGAAUGGAUAGUGACGGGAAAGUGGUGGGGAUUGAAGAGGCUAGACUAUGCCCUGUACUGUCCUGAAGGCCUGGCUAACUUCCCACCGCACUCCUUGCCGCAUCUCCUCCAUGCUUCCUACUGGGAAUCCCAGGAUGUCAUUGCCUUCAUCAUCCGACAGAACAUGAGUGCCAACCACCGAGCCAAUGAUGUGAUUGUGGGUGAGGGGAUGCCCCAGGUUAUUUCUGCCCGGUUCAUGUACGGACCACUGGACAUGGUGGCACUGUCAGGGGAGAAGGUGGACCUCUACUGCAUGACAGAUCCAAAGACCGGGGAAUGGGUGCUCCUUGACACCCUCACCACAGACAAGACUGGCCGUGUCACUUACACCAUUUCACCUCUAAAGGCCCUCACUUUUGGCAUCUAUCCUGUCAAAAUGGUUGUCAGAGGUGAUCAUACAGGCAUGGACUUUCACCUUGCUGUCAUUCCACCAAAAACGGAGUGUGUGGUGUUCAGCAUAGAUGGGUCAUUCACUGCCAGCGUCUCAGUGACGGGCAGGGACCCCAAGGUCCGACCCGGAGCUGUUGAUGUUGUGAGGCACUGGCAAGAGAUGGGGUACCUUAUAGUGUAUGUGACGGCACGGCCAGACAUGCAGCAGCGUUUUGUCAUAUCUUGGCUGGCCCAACAUAACUUCCCCCAUGGAAUGGUCUCCUUUGCUGAUGGCCUUUCCACUGAUUUCCUUGCUCAUAAGGUUCAUUAUCUCAAGCAUCUCAUCCAGGAGGUAGGUGUGGUGAUCCAUUGUGCAUAUGGGAGCAGCAAGGACAUAGGGGUUUAUGCUUCUCUUGGACUUGAGCCGAGCCAGAUCUACAUUGUCGGGAAGACAUCUCGCAAGCACUAUUCCUCUGCUAUUGUGUUAAUGGAGGGGUAUGCAGCACACCUGAGUGAGCUGACAGCACCAGGUGGGUCUCGACCUGCACGGGGUAACGCAAGGAUGGUCAUCCCCCGUGGGUUCUUCAGUCUCCCUGGCCAGGGUGUCACCCUUCAACGGCGCUUGUCAAGCAAGAAGGCAUCAAUGUCAAGUGGACGGGGUUCAUCUCGGGGCAAGAAAUUGACACCAUUCUGAUCUCCCUCUUCCUAUCCCUCUAUAUGCAAGUACAAAUUUCCCUCGGCCUUCAGCCCUUCCCGGUUCUGCAUAUUUGUCAUGUCAUAUUUGUCUGAGGAAACAUAAUUGCUCAAGCCUGCCCCAGUCAUCACAUCUCUGGGGCACUGUUUAGCCCCACCCAUGUCGUGUGCCAAAUUCGGUUCUGUGUGUUCCUUUGGAAAAAGGCAAGGAAAGUGAUACCUUAACCUCAAUGAUCACCGUCGUUGCUUUCCCUCGAUCGUCCCUGUUCCUCCUUGUAUGGCCGACCUGGUGACGACCUGUGAAUCUGCAAAUCCUCUCAACCAAUCUGUGAUCCCUUUCAUCAAAGAGAGAAGCUUCAAGUCCAAAAACCCAGUGGGACUGGGCGUCUUCUGGCAGGACCAGUGACGUCUCUCUUUCCCCCUUGCCGUCGGUAUGAGUGCUUUGAAAAUCCAUGGAAAAUUUGUGUAAAUUUCAGAUGGAGUUUGGUAUCACCCUUUAAACAUUCCAAAGACCUUUGAAGUGAAGGGCAGUGCAAGAUAGGGAUACGUAUACAAUUUCUCGUGUUGUGAUCAGGGCCGGAUUAAGGUUAUGAGGGGCCUAAGGCUAAUGGGAGGGAAGGGCCUAAGUAUGAAUUACAUAUUGCAAAAAAAAUAUGGAAUGGAGGGCUUAAGGCUAUAGCCUAUGGGUUAAUCCGGCCCUGAUUGUGUUCAGAAACUCACAAAGCAGAUUUUAUGAUAGAACAAGAUAUUGCAUGGAUGCCUUGGUCUCAAAUCCAGUGCCAAACAAUACAGAAUCAAUUCUUUGGUUGUAGUUCUGUGUGUUAAUAUUCCUGUUGUGUACUUAAUUUUGUUACAAGUAUUUAUUUUUUGAAGUGUUAUGAAAAUAUUUAUCUUCAGUUACCAUGAUUUUUACACCAGUGAUUUGAAAAUGAUUUUUAAUGUUUAGCUGCUCAAUUUAGCACUUUUUUUUCCUCCAGCUGGCACUCAAGACAGUGGUGUAUUUUAAGACAUGGACAGGUAUUCUGCAGGAACCUGGUGUAAAAUUUUCUGAAGUAGGUGUGUAAGAAGAUUCAAUUUGUCAAUUCAAAUUGGAUAAUGGGUAUACCUUAUAUGAUCGCAGAGGUGCA
This is a messenger RNA of Darwinula stevensoni, 4146 nucleotides long. The record is from the annotation of a GenBank genome assembly. Lineage: Eukaryota; Metazoa; Arthropoda; Ostracoda; Podocopida; Darwinulidae.